This is a messenger RNA of Diospyros lotus (date-plum), 4998 nucleotides long. RefSeq names its product vicilin-like seed storage protein At2g18540. NCBI's taxonomy places the organism in Eukaryota, Viridiplantae, Streptophyta, Magnoliopsida, Ericales, Ebenaceae. The transcript has 5 exons. Bases 350 to 2293 code for a protein of 647 amino acids. The record is from RefSeq and is a predicted model, not a curated record.
CUAGCCCGACCCGAUUCUUGGGCCCAAAAUGUAAAACAAAAAGGUUAAAAGCCCAAUAUCAUGGUCUAAUUAACAGAAGCCCAGUUCCGCUGGAGAGAUUAUGGCAACGAACACAACCGCGAUUACAGCCAGAAAUUGAGACAAAUGUUGUAGUAUUAGAUCAUACGGAAGAAAUGUUCUCCAACAACUAGCACUCGGGCAGCUUCCACGUGUCUCAUUCGACACACCACGUGUCACUCCCAUGCCACGUAGCUCAGCCUUUCCCCAUUAAAGAACCGCUUCCAAUUCCUUAUCCCCCCAUCCAUUCCUCUGUUACCAUAACACCACCUAUACUUCUCUCGGCAAAGCAAUGUCGACGAAGAAAGCUGCACUGAUUUGCUUUCUGAUUUUCUGGGUCGCGGCGCACGCGACAGCUUUGGCUUUUGGUUGCGAUGAGCAUCAUCAGAACGGAUCGAGGUUGGGGCUUCUGGUGAGGAGAGACGAGAGGCGGACGCUGGUUUCGACGGAGUACGGCGAGGUAUCAGCCGUCGAAAUCGGCGAUGGAGCGAGAGGGCGGUACCAUCUGCAGUUCAUCACGUUGGAGCCCAACGGUCUGUUCCUUCCGGUGCUCCUUCACGCGGACAUGGUCUUCUACGUCCACACAGGGAGUGGGACAUUGAGCUGGGUGGACGACGAGGAAAUGAAGCGCUUGAAGUUGAAGAAAGGAGAUGUGUACGGGCUGCAGUCGGGGACUGUUUUCUUUCUACAGAGCAGCUUGGAGCCAAAGCAACAGAAGCUUAGGCUCCACGCCAUCUUCACCAAUUCCAUUGAGGAUCUUCGCUCCUGGUGCGUGCAGGAACCAUUUAUGCUGGCCUAUUCGAGCAUCUAUGACCUGAUCCUGGGCUUUGACAAGAGUGUCCUUCGCUCUGCAUUUAAGGCCUCUGAGGAAGUGAUAGCGGAAUUAACAAAUGGCACAAAGCCUCCUGCAAUAGUACAUGCGGUGUCGAAGAAAGGAAAACAGUUCUGGGACUUUGAAGCUCAAUUCAUGAAGGGUCUUUUAGGAAGCAAAGGUUACAGUAUGCUUGAUGUCAGCAACAAGAAGCACAAGACUAAAGCCUACAAUGUCCAUGACGCAAAGCCAGAUUUUGAAAAUUGUAAUGGCUGGAGCCUGACAGUGACCUGGAAAGACUUGAGUGCCUUGAAGGGUUUUAAUAUUGGUCUUUUCAUGGUGAAUUUGAACAAGGGGGCGAUGAUGGGGCCGCACUGGAAUCCGAUGGCCAAAGAGAUAUCGAUAGUGCUUCAAGGCAGAGGGAUGAUUCGGGUGGUCUGUCCUAGCUGGGCGAAUGAAUCUGAAUGCAGAAACAUGAGUUUUAUGGUUGAACAGGACGAUGUAUUCGCUGUCCCAAUGUUCCAUCCCAUGGCUCAAAUGGCCUUCAACAAUGAUUCACUAGUUUUUGUUGGAUUCAGCACAACAACAAAGAAAAACCAUCCUCAAUACAUGGCAGGAAAAGCCUCAGUCCUACAAACUUUGGACCGGGAAAUAGUGGCAGCAUCCCUCAACGUGGCGGACAAAAUAGUUGAUAAGCUUUUGGAUUCAGAAGAUGAAUUAGUCAUAUUAGAUUGCACCUCUUGUGCUGAGGAAGAGGCAGAAAGGGCAAUAGAGGAAGCUAGGAAGAGAGAAGAGGAGAAGAGGGAGGAGGAAGAGGAAGCCAGGAAGAGGGAGGAAGAGGAAGAAAGAAGGCAAGAGGAGGAAGCUGAGAGGGCAAAGGAAGAAAGGAGGAAAAAAGAGGAAGAGGGAAAAAGAAGGCGAAAAGAGGAGGAGGAAGCUGAGAGGGAAGAGGAAGAAAGGAAGAAGGAAGAAGAAGAAGAACAGAGAAGGCGAGAAGAGGAGGAAGCUGAGAAGGAAGAGGAAGAAAGGAGGAAACAAAAAGAGAAAGCUAGGAAGAGGAAGGAAGAAGAAGGAAGGAGGCGGGAGGAGAAGGAAGGAGAGGCCGAGGAGAGGGAGGAAGCUAAGAGGAAAGAGGAAGAGAGGAGGAGGAGAGAAGAAGAAAAAGCCAGGAAGAGGGAAGAAGAGGAAGCAAGAAGGCGAGAGGAGGAACAGAAGAGAAGAGAGGAAGCCCGAAAAAGGGAAGAAGAGGAGGAAGAAAGAGGUCGUGGGGAAGGCGAAGCUGAGGAGGAGGAAGAGGCGAGGCAACAAGGAAAGUCCAGAAGGGAGAGGAAGAGACAGCAAGAAGAGGAAGGUGAAGGGGAGAGUGAGGGUGGUGGCUGGAGGGACAAGCCAAGAAAAAUUUUGAAGAAAAUAUGGAAGGUUUGAAAUGUAUGCGACUUAGACGCCGAGGUACCUGUUUUGUGUAUAGAAUGGACGUAGCUGGCUGAAAUAAAACCCCCUUCGCACUCUGCGUUUAGACCCAGGUAGACGUUUUGUUUAGAGAAUUUACGUUGGUUGCUGAAAUAAAACCCCCUUCCCACUGUAUUUUGGGUUUGGGUUUCCAUCUUUGUAGCAAAAUAAGCUUUUCAGUUCAAGCCUUGGCAUUGCCCAAGUUAUGUACGAUCGCACUCUUUUUGUCCAGCUGAAGAAGGGGUCGUUGAAACAGUCCUAAAUCCUCUUUAACAUUAAUAAAAUUCAACUACUAAUUCCAUUCAACUGGCAUUGAGACUGACUUGUGAAGAACACCAACCAACCAAGUCAAAAAAAUAUAGUACUACUGCUCGCACAAUAACCUUUUCGAUCAAAUCCACUUUAAUACACAUUAAUUAUCUACUCAUGAUUUGUAAUCACCUUUUUGGACCUCCCACAUUAUUAUUCAUACAGAUUUCUCAUGCAAGAAAGGAAGCCCGUAAGCUGCUAAUGCUUCAUCUUUAUCUUCAACCUCAACUCGAAACAGCCUACGUCCCGUAUUAAUGUACACCGUCUCCAUGAGCCUUCCAUUGUCACGAGCUCCUUCCGAUAUCUUUGCCAGUGAAUUCUCUACCACCGAUGGAGGUCAUUAGGGCCGACAGACCACUGGCGGGGCCACCAUGGGCCGCCAUUCCCAACCCAAGAAGAUCAAGAGUUGUCUGCUUGGGGCCAAACACCGAUGGAGUUCCCAUCAUCAACUCCUUCAAACCAGAACCCCCAUCACAGGGAAUCCCAAGCCCUAGUCCCGCUACAACAGACGCAUGAUCCUGCUCAAUUUGUCUACCAUCCCACUCUGGCUGCCCGGACGACGAACUGGCCGACGAAACAAUCCCAAAUCCCCUGAGGAGCGACCCAUUUGUCGCAGCCGCUCCAAUCUGGGCAGCCUUCUGUAGCAAUGCCGUCGCAGACAGCGCUGGCUGGGGCGGCGGAGCAUAUUGUCGUCGCUCUUGGCCGGUAGUACCAAAAAUUGAGGAGCCGUUAUUGGUGGCCAGACAGAGAGAAAUGGGCUCUGUCGAUGAAGACGGCGUGAUAUCAGUUGCGCGUUCCGGGCGAGCCAUCGCUCGGAUUAAGUCAGUAAAUCCAGGAGCCGGAGGCUGCAAAUUUGCUUGAGCUGUUGAAGAAGCAAACAAGCUUGCAAAUACGCUACUACUUGUACUUCCAUUGCUGCUGGAGCAGCUAGUACUGCUGCAGCUUCCAGUUAGGCUUGUGGUGGCUGGCACAUCAUCCAAAAUCUGGGUGGGAUUUGGAUUGUCCGACAAGGCUGGAACAACACAAACAACCGAAAGACAAAGGAAUGGAAAAGGAUCAAAUCUGUCCAAAGUAAAGAGAUACAAAAUUGGGCUUUGUGAUUAAAGAAGUUGGUAUUAUUGAUGUAAAAAGAGAAUCAAUAAUGGUCUCCUUUCUGAACAUCCACUUAACUCUCUUUUGUAGCUUUUGAAUCUCUUUGGGUUCUCUUUUCCUUUUUAAGAUUGCAUAUUGUGAAUCUUAAAGUCCCCGUACUAGUUAGUAUUUCUGAGAUCGAUUACUUAUAAUCUUGGUGAUAGUCAGAAAAUAACAAAGAUCAAUAAAGGACAAAAUAACAACUUAAUUCCAAGAUCAAGAAGAGCUAACAAACAAUAUUUUGGAGCUUUCUUAAACAAUAACGUAACCAACAAAUUGCGAAUUAAAAAGGACAAAAUUUCCACAUAUGCGCCGAUUACCUGGACUUUGAGUGGGCAAAACAGGGGAUGCCACAGCCACCGGAGCAGACAUGGUUGUGGGUGGAGCCAGAGGUGGAGGCGGGGGUAGCGGUGAUGAAGAAACAGCUAGAGGUUUUGGUCCCUCAUCGGCGCUCGGAGGGGCCACCGGCUGGGCUUUUGCGCUCUCCUCGGCUAACGCAUCACAAAAAGCUCUGUGGGUGAUAAAGCUAUCCCUCCUUCAAAUGUUCAAAACAAUAGUAACUCAGACGGAGAAGCCAAGAAAAGGAAAAUCGAAAAGGAAUUAAUUUCAUAGAGACAACAAAUCAAACACCUUGAGAACAAAGUUCCACAGUCGCAUUUGUACUCUCUGGUGCCGCAAAUCUUCGAGUGAGCCUUCCAAUCGGACUGAACGGCAUAUUUCUUGGAGCACUUGUCGCAUUUCAAUUUUUUCUCGCCGUGCUUCCGGCAGUAGUGCUUCUUAAUCCCAGUGAGAUCGCCGAGCGCUCGAGAAGGAGCAUGAUGAACGCAGGACGGCUCCGGACACACGUAGACUCGCUUCCGAACCUCCUUGCUUGACCUUUGCCGAAGCUUCCAUGGAAGGUUGUGACCCCGCCGAUGAAGCUGCAAAUUCUGGUCUCGCUGAAACCCCUUGUUGCAGAUUUCGCAAAUGAACCGAUUCGUCGCGAGCAGAGUCUUCGGGGACAGAGAAAUCACCUCGGCGUCUGGAUCUGCCGAGCCAAUCAAAGGUACAAAAUGAAACCUAGUUUCGAUUUAUAUAUGUAAACAAUUCGAUUACAAGUGAGCUAGGUUUUAACCUGGCAUUCCGGGAAGAUUUCGCUUCCGCUUGGGCGGCGUAGGCGGUUUUGGGGGUACUGUUUGAUUUUGAUUCCCCGAUGAAGAGACGCUGGCCUCGCCGGAAGCGGCGGGUUCGUUCACCGUGGA